GAUUACAUUUUGUGUGUGUGUGUGUGUGUGUGUGUGCGUGUGCGUGUGGACAUCAGAUGGGUAUGAUGUGUGCCCAGAUGCCAUUAGAGGAUGAGCUGCUUCAGAGGCGUCUGCAGCUGCAAUCCCGCCUCUCGACCCUCAAGAUCGAGAACGAAGAGGUGAAGAAGACCAUGGAGGCCACGCUGUCCACCAUCCAGGACAUGGUGACGGUGGAGGACUACGACGUGUCUGAGUGCUUCCACCACAGCAACAGCAUGGAGUCGGUCAAGUCCACCCUCAGCGAGUCCUACCUGAGCAAGCCCAGCCUGGCCAAGCGGCGGGCCAAUCAGCAGGAGACGGAGCAGUUCUACUUCACGAAGCUGAAGGAGUUUCUGGAAGGCAGGAACCUGAUCACCAAGCUGGAGGCCAAGCAUGACCUCAUCCAGAAGACCCUGGGAGAGAGCCAGAAGACCGACUGUUGCCUUGCCAGCGGACGGAGAAACUCAGCCGUGCGGAAGCAGGACUCGGGUCAGACCAUUCCUCUGAUGGUGGAGAGCUGUAUCCGCUUCAUCAGUCGCCAUGGCCUGCAGCAUGAGGGCAUCUUCAGAGUGUCUGGCUCCCAGGUGGAAGUGAAUGACAUCAAGAAUGCCUUUGAGAGAGGUGAGGAUCCGUUGGCAGGGGAUCAGAAUGACCACGAUAUGGACUCCAUCGCUGGCGUCCUGAAGCUCUACUUCAGAGGACUGGACCACGCCCUAUUCCCCAAGGAGGUCUUCAAUGAACUCAUAUCCUGUGUCUCUAUGGAAAGUCUCCAGGAGAGAGCAGUCCACAUCCGGAAGGUUCUGCAGUCUCUGCCCAGCAAGACCCUCAUCAUCAUGAGAUAUCUGUUUGCCUUCCUCAACCACCUGUCCCAGUACAGUGAGGACAACAUGAUGGACCCCUACAACCUUGCCAUCUGCUUCGGCCCCACGCUGAUGUCGGUCCCGGAGGGCCACGACCAGGUGUCCUGCCAGGCGCACGUCAACGAGCUCAUCAAGACCAUCAUCAUCCACCACGACGGCAUCUUCCCCGGGCCCCGGGACCUGCAGGGGCCCGUGUACAGCGCCCCCGGAGCCCUGGAGGAGUUCUGUGACAGCCCCCACUGUGAGGCCCCCCUGGUCGACCUUUCUGCCCCCAACACCCCCACUGUGGUCCAGAUCAGUGACGACGGCUCCUUGGGCGUUUCAGAGUCCGACCCCAUCGAGGCCGUCGCUCGCUUCGACUACACCGGGCGAACCAAUCGGGAGCUCUCGUUCAAGAAGGGCGCCUCCCUCCUCCUGUACCAGCGAGCCACAGACGACUGGUGGGAGGGGAGACACAACGGAGUGGAAGGACUGGUGCCGCACCAGUACAUCGUGGUCCAAGACAUGCCUGAUGGCGGCCGGGGCAGCCCCAAGCCUGAUGUAGAGUCCCGGGACCUGCUGGAGGAGAGGGUCUCGACUAGAGGCAGCGCUGCCUCCCCCACCGGAGCCCACGUAGCUGACAUCUACCUAGCCAACCUGAACAAGAUGAGGAAGCGGCCAGAGUCCGGCAGCAUCCGCAGAGCCCUCCGGGGCUCCGAGGGCGACGGCAUCAGCCCGGGCGCGGGCCCCGGGGCCCGGACCGCCUCCCUGCCCGUAGGGGCGGUCAUGGCCAAGGAGAGCGGAGACAAGCGGCCAGUGAGCGCCCACAGCAUCCUCAACUCCAUCACGCGCCACGCCUCGCUCAAGACCAAGGUGGAGAGUCCGCAGAUGCGUAAGACGUCCUCCGCCGGUCGCUCCAAGAGCUUCAGCAACCACCGACCCCUGGACCCCGAGCUGAUAGCCCAGGUGGACCACAGCUCCCAGGACAUCGAGGCGGCCAUGAGCUCGGCCCUGAGCGAGCUGCGGGAGCUGGAGAGGAAGAGCGCCUCCAAGCACAGGCCGGCGCCCGACGUGGUGCUGGACACGCUGGAGCAGCUGAAGGGGGUCUGCGGCGGCAGCGGCGGGGGCGACCGGGGGGGGAGCGGGGGGGCGUCGGAGCCCUCCAGCCCGCUGCACUCCCGCCUGCUGCGGGACGGCGAGGGGGGCUCGGCCCACGGCCACCCGCUCCAGCGCAGCGUCUCCUCGGCCAGCGACGUGCCCUCCUCCUUCCGGCCCAUCAAGACCCAGCUGCGGAGCCCCCUGCCCUCCGCCACCUCCCCCUCCCUCUCCCUGUCCUCCUCCUCCUGCCUCUCCUCCUCCGUGCCCUCCUUCCGGGAGUGCCGGCCCCCCGCCACGCGGCCCAAGCCCGUGGUGUUCCCCAAGGGGGGCAGCGGCGGGGGCAGCCCCGUCACGGGCUCCCCCACCUCCAGCGUGCCCCCUCCCCCGCCCUCCCCCCACACACACUCUGUGCCGCCGCCGCCCCCUCCGCCCCAGUCCAACGACAAGUCCUGUCCGGCCUAGAACGCCACCACACACACACACACACACACACACACACACACACACACACACACACACACACACACACACACACACACACACACACACACACACACACACACACACACACACACACACACACACACACACACACACACUGCCCCAUCUUCUCUUUACUGCUUCUCCCCCCCACCCACCCCUCACAAACGCGCGCACACACACACACACUUACACUUCAUCCCAACUUCCUGUCUGAUACACGCAUGGUAAUUGACUCAUUAAGUUUCACCAUACAACACAAGACCCCAACUACUUUACUACACAUAUGUAGCAUUGACCUAGCGGCCUCCAGGCGUCCCUGUUAGCUGCCACCACCAGCUCCAUCUCAGCCUCUGUCUUAUCCCACACAUCCCAUCACCUUCCGUGAGAUCCCUGACUGAGCCCAUUCAUCUGUCCGCAAACACCAUCUCACACACAAGGGAACAGGACUCAGGGUUUAUAGUACACUAGUUUGCGAUGCUUGAGAUUGCGGGUUGAUUUUUUUGAGUGCAAGACUGUUACUGACAUUUAUACACCUAUUUGAGUGAGGAACAUUGAGCACUGUUGAAACUUUUCAGUUUUUUGUACAGUAGAUUACUUUUAUGACCCGUCGUGGACUUGAAAAUGGGGUGUUUUAUUCCUUACAAUAGACUGUGAAACUCUUCUUGAGAUCUCGGUCCAAUCCCGUCACACCAACUCUGAUUUGGAAUAUAAGAGUGAGUGGGGGAGAUAAACCGACGGAUGGAUGAAGAGGAAAAAUGUGACGCAAGACUACAAGCGAGAGCUGGGGCCAAAUAUCAACCUAAAUCAAAUGGCUUCUCUCUACGCAUGGCCUUCCUCUUCCCAUUUAGAGUCAACACGGACAACGCUGAGUACUGUUGCUAUGUCUUUCCACUAGGACCGCAGGAGCAGCAUAUUAUAAUGUGCUUUCCAACCCCUGACACGUAAUUCAGAAUCUGUAGCAAUAAAGGAGGUAAAUAAAUAAAAGUAAACUAGCAGUUUGAGGAAUUAUGUUUUGUUUUCCCCUGCAGCCGUCCCUGUGUGUAAGGGGCAAUUUUUUUUAAUCCACCAUUCCUAUGCAUGAUGUUGGAUUACACGCACACGCACAACCCAGGAUAUAUAUGUGUGUCAGUGUGUGUUGAGUCUUUAUUUGGCAGCUAUUCGCCUUUCAGGUUCUCUUAGCAUGCUGGGCAGUUGUAUUGGCAAGCGGACUGACUGCAUCAGCAUUGUCAACAUACAGCUAUAAGACAAUAAGAACAAGUAUGAUUAUAGCUUGCUCUUAUACUCGCUUUUACUCUGAUUUAAUGACAACAAGGGUUUUACACUUCUAGCGGUGUGUUUGAGUGUGUGUGUGUGUGUGUAUGUAUGUUUAAUGAUCAUGGGUAACUGGAAGCAAACACACUGAGGAUGUUUCCUGAGUGGGUUGAAGGUUUUUGGUAGAAGCACAACCAACCACCUCAUCCAAUUAGUUAAGAAAAAAGAACAAGAAAAAAAGGAUUGCUUAUAUUAUUACUACUCCAAGUUGGUUAAUAUAUAUAUAUAUAUAUAUAUAUAUAUAAAUUGUAAAAAAGUUAAACUUUGUUCCUGUCGGCUGUGUAUGGAUAUGUGAGUGUCAGUAUAUGGAGUGCGUGUCUACAGUUGUAUAUGUAAUUUCACAUCCAGUUGUCAUCACCACCACAAAUAUUGUUUCUGGACCAGAUGAAUAUAAUAAAAGGGAACAAACUGCCUUCUGGAGACAGGGGGAGGUGCAAUCUGCUUUCAAUGAUGGUGACAUUCAGCAUUGACUUGAAUUGAAUAGAUGAGGGCCAGGUUGGGUUCCCUUUAGCUUCCAGCCAGUGCAGUACCAACACCAGUGGCAGGCCAGCAUUCACGACACAAAGGUUAUACCCAGAACCGUGUAUGGACCAAACACGACUUUUAGGGAAAACCUUGAAAUGAGAAUAUUUACAGAGAAAUCCUAAUGUUUUCAUCUCUCUGCAAACUCCCAUUUACAAUGUACUAUCCCUUUUGCGAACUUCUCUCAACUUUACGUAUUGAAUAGUUAAUUCCUCUUAUUUUCAAUAACAUCCCAUCUACUGACCAGUGAAACCUACUUAAGUCCCUCUCUACCCGGUCAUGUUUGUUAAUCGUCCUGGGGUUUGUUUGUCUUAUCUGUUACGCUUACCUCAUGACAACUGGAGAUAUUGUAGGGGUUUUCUUUGAGUUGUAUUUCUUGCAGUGAGUGAUUUAAGUGAGAAGACUUGUACUAAACAUAAGUGCACACUCAAAUACACACAAAUGUAGACUUUGGGGAUACCGUGGGUUCUUUUUUCCAACUAUGCUGUGAAGGAGUCAGGGCCAUCUUGUCUCCAUGGGGCCCGGUUAGAUCUUGGCCCUGCCGUGGUGCACGUGAAUGAACUUGGUGUGCAUGUGUGAACUGACCAAAUGGGGAUUGCUUUUAGUUUUUUGUCUAAAUGGAAUAUGUUUAAAAUAUGCAUUUAUUGUGUCCAUUUGAAAAAGCAGAACUAAAAAAAAGAAGACUGUAAUGUCGAAUCUAUUUAUAGUUGUCUCUGUAUUACUGAAAAAAAUCCUGUGUUCAGGUGUACUUUGUAUAUACAAUGUUGUACAUUACAGAGGUACACUCUUUUUUUUGGUACAAUAUUGUACAGUAAUAGCAAUAGUAGUAUAAUCAAAUAGGCCUUAUAUAAUUCCAUGUGUAGUUCUUGCAGUAAUCUGUUUCCUUUUUAUUUGUUUUUUAAUAAACUUGCUUGCAAUAAAA
Gadus macrocephalus (Pacific cod) is the source of this 5193-nucleotide messenger RNA. Its product is annotated as SLIT-ROBO Rho GTPase-activating protein 2-like. The record is from RefSeq and is a predicted model, not a curated record. Lineage: Eukaryota; Metazoa; Chordata; Actinopteri; Gadiformes; Gadidae. Gene Ontology annotation, cellular component: cytoplasm. The transcript has 16 exons. The coding region runs from base 57 to 2417 and encodes 786 amino acids. Gene Ontology annotation, biological process: negative regulation of cell migration; signal transduction. Gene Ontology annotation, molecular function: protein binding.